Molecule: messenger RNA, 2924 nt
Organism: Anastrepha obliqua
Lineage: Eukaryota; Metazoa; Arthropoda; Insecta; Diptera; Tephritidae
Product: gonadotropin-releasing hormone receptor
Exons: 6
Coding region: 391-2154 (587 amino acids)
Biological process (GO): neuropeptide signaling pathway
Cellular component (GO): membrane
Molecular function (GO): corazonin receptor activity
Source: RefSeq, a predicted model, not a curated record
GCCAAACCGGUCGAGUAAAAACUGAUAUUGGACAGAAUGCGAAAUAUUUAGAAACCGUUAGCGCAAACAUAACGCAAAGUGUGCAAGUGUCGUUCGAAGAUUAAUAAGCCAAAGGUCACGAAUAGAAGCCUCAUAUUAGGAAGUCGUCACUACCAACUACCACACAGAGUAGAGAAACUAGUACAGCGUAUCGUGUAAAAAAACUUAUGAUCACAAUUGAAAAAAACAUAAGCAGUUGGAAAUUGAACGGAGCGUAAAGAAACCACAUCUAGUCAAAGUGACGGUCACCUUAAAUUUUAAAACAAAUUUUCAAAGUCAAACAACAGAUGGAACUUUUCAAGGAAUAUAAUUCAUCAGAGUAACAAAUAUAAAAUUGUAUAGACGCACUAAAUGGACAGUGAAAGUGUUGUGGAAAGCUCCAUUUCGCAUCCAUUAACGGAAGUUUUUAGGCGAAACUUUUUACAAAAUUUAACUAACGCUCGAGAAAAUUUCGCCAAACAUGCCUCGAACUCAACACUUCCUGCAGCAAUGGACACAGUUGCCACCUCACCGCAUUUGGGAGAGGUCUUUUUUACGAUAUCAACAAAUUCCUCAGAUAAUGUCACAUUAUUCCCACUGUUGGUGGAUACGCAUAAAGUAUUUGCCGAGAAUGAUAGUAUUCAAUUGGAUCACGCCCCCCAACUCUCCCAGUCGACGAUGAUCAAAGUGUAUGUGUUAACUGUAAUGGCUGUGCUGUCGUUAUUUGGGAACGUCCUCACCAUGUGGAAUAUCUAUAAAACGCGAAUUCAACGACGCAGCUCGCGACACAGUUGGAGUGCUAUAUAUUCUCUAAUAUUUCAUCUAUCAAUUGCUGAUUUACUCGUGACAUGCUUUUGUAUUAUUGGAGAAGCAGCCUGGUUUUAUACUGUACAAUGGCUGGCCGAUGAAAUAACAUGUAAAUUGGUCAAACUCUUCCAAAUGUUCAGUUUGUAUCUGUCAACGUAUGUUUUGGUAUUGAUCGGCGUGGAUCGAUGGAUUGCGGUCAAAUAUCCGAUGAAAUCGUUAAACAUGGCCAAAAGAUGUUAUCGACUACUUGCCGGUACAUAUGUACUCUCAUUUCUUCUAAGUCUUCCUCAGUUUUUCAUAUUUCACUUGGCACGCGGUCCGUUUGUAGAGGAGUUUCAUCAAUGUGUAACUCAUGGAUUCUACACAGCCCACUGGCAGGAACAAUUAUAUACUACGUUUACACUGAUCUUCACAUUUUUGCUACCAUUAUGCAUUCUCUUCGUCACCUAUGCGUCUACAUUUCGUACGAUUUCAAGUAGCGAAAAAAUGUUUUUGGGUCCAAAACUAGUAGCCAAUUCGACUAUAAAUUCCAUGCAGACAAAUCGACAGCGAAUCAUUCACAAGGCGAAAAUGAAAUCCUUGCGUAUUUCAUUUGUGAUAAUAAUUGCAUUUCUCAUUUGUUGGACACCUUAUUAUAUUGUGAUGGUUACGUUAAUGUUUCUCAACCCAGACAAGAAGCUCAGCGAAGGACUUGUCUCAGCGAUAUUCGUUUUUGGUAUGUCAAAUAGCUUGGUAAAUCCUUUGAUUUACGGUGCCUUCCAUCUACAUCCUAUGAAGCGAAAAGCCAGCCAAAAGGGCGGUCAUACUGCGUGCAGCCUAAAUAGGGCUGACUCACAGCGAACUCCGUCCAUAUUGACGGCUGUUACACAAAUCGAUGGCAGCGGACGCCAUACUCGCGUUAACCGUCAGCCCAGCUACUACCGAACUCACAGCAAUGGAAGCAAUUCCAAGGAGCAAGUCAGCCUGCUACAGAUUAGUUCCACAGCUGCCAUUGUGCAUAAACUCAAUUCGAGUUCAGAGCGAAGUUCACUGUUUUCACAGCAAACAGCGACGACAAAUUUAACACGUAAUGAUAUGGACGAAAUUAAGGAUGAAAGUGAGGAUACAAAACGGGAAACGGAUACACACAGUACAGUUAUCUAUUGCUACAAGAGCCUAAAGCCAACCAAUUCACUCGCAAAAAGUUCCGAAACUCUCGCAAUUUCGCCUUGUAAUCGUCUGCAUUCCCCACAAAGAACACCUGUGUCCGAGAAUGACUUUCGUAGAACUGUGUGUGUGAAUAGCUAUAAGAAUAAGAUGGGUACGGAUGAGAGCGUGUCUAGUGUAUAAGUGCCAUUUGCAUACGAAAUAUAUCUUUUUAAAAGCAGGUUCCUUACACAUGUACAUACAUACACUUUAAGUACAUAAAUAUGUAUUUACUUUUCUCGACAAUAUUUAGCAAACUUAUCAAAUAGGACUUGUUUGUAUAUUUAUGUACAUAAAUAUUAGUGUGAGUCAAUUUGGUUUUAAAUAGUGCUAAGCUUUAUACAGAUGUUGAUAUAGUACAUAUAUAUAGUUAUAUAGAUGUAAGUAUAUGCAUAUGUAUGUGCGUGUCCAAAAAUAGUAAGCGUAUACAUAUUAAUACAUACAUACAUACGAGUAUAAUCAGUGUGAAUUGAAUUUGUAUAGGCAAACUUUACACAAACAUCGAAUUUUUUUAACUGAAAAUCAAAUGCGUACACAAUUCUUAGGUAUUAGCAGAUUAAAACUUGUAAAGUGUGAAUGAGUACAUGCGUCAGAAAUGAUGUUACUUUUGAAAAGUUUAUCUUUUAACUUCCGGCAUCGAAGUAAAUGUAUGCAGAAAAUAGAAACAAUUUUUUUUUUUACAGCGAGUGCGAGUGAAUUUGUGCUUGCAUUGGGUGGAUAAUUUUCCCCCCCGGCUGUAAGUAUGCCUCUUUUGGCAUGUAGUCCAUCCACGCGCAAAUUCCAUUCACCUCGCUUAACUGCAUUAUGUGCAACUGAAAAUCACACUUAAUUGAAAAAAGCUUAAGCUUUAAAGCUCCCUUAAUACUACUUAACAAAAUAAUAGACGUUUUUUACACAAAUUUUGUAAUGUUUCA